CCGGAAGUGAUUGAAAAAGAUCCGGUAAGCAUGUUUGGUGUCGUGAGAAAAGGUUUUGCCUCUUCUUUUGCAGUUGUGCAACAGGUUUGUCUGAAUAAUCUGUUGAAGUUUGUGCCCUCGUCACCAAUCAAGACGACUGUGAGAACAUACUAUGCUGACUGGCGGAUGUUACGAGAUGUUAAAAGACGAAGAAUGGUUAAGCAAUAUGCUUCACAAAGAGUCCGACUUAACUCUCUGAGAAAAAAUACUAUUUUACCCAAAGAGUUACAAGAGAUUGCGGAUCAAGAGAUUGCAGCGUUACCGAGAGACAGUUGUCCAGUACGCCUAGUUAAGCGGUGUGCCAUCACCUCAAGACCUAAAGCAGUAUCAAGACGAUGGCGUCUUAGUCGUAUUCAGUGGCGUAUUUUAGCAGACGCUAAUCAACUUCCAGGAGUUAUCAGAUCAAUGUGGUGAUGCACGUUCGUUGACUUUUUAGGAGUAUUUAUGCAAGGAUAGACGAUGUACACAUUUUAUUGACACAUUACCUACUGAAAGCAGCCUCCGAUAAAUGUGGAAAUAAAUGACGUCGACAGGCGAUGUGUUAAGCAUGCAAUGAUAAUAUGGUUGAUGUUGGGCAUUAUGAUCAUUCGUGUUCUUGAUGUUAUCGUCAUAUUUUCAGUCAAAGUACCCAAAUUUAACUACUGUAGAACAUGUUGAAAUAGCUGCAUGCAAUUUUAGCAGACUUUUGGCAUAAAUUAACAGAAUCUUAAUUUAGCUAAAGUGUUGACUAAAUUAGUUAAAAUAACAUGGCAUGCUAGCUAAAAAGACAUGUUUUACAGUAUGUUUCUUUUCUAAAAUGAACAGGUUACCAUAACCUAAACUUAGGGUAAAUCACAAUAUACUAGUACUAUUGAACCCCAGGGUCCUUAAUCGGAGUAACGCUAUCGUCAGAACUGUGCAUGUGUAUGUGGACGGCUCACAUAACAACAAAUGUUUAUUUAUUAAUGGCCGUUCUUAAAUAAGUGAUUUCCAUUUACUGUAAGAUCUCAUCUAUUGCGUAAAAAGGCACAGACAAAACGUCUGGCACAAAUAUUAAAUAAUUUGAUUUCAAACUUGAAUUUCUCAUUAAAUGUGCAUAGUACAUUAUUCCCAUGCAAUGUUUUGAUGUCACUAAGACAUUGUUAUCUUUGUUUGUCAUGUUUUCACCUUAAAUUUCAUGCUUAGCAUAGAAUCUUGUAAGGGAGGGAAAAUGGUUAUUAACAGUUUACUGUACGUUUCUUCAUGGUGAUAAGUUAUAGUAUACUCAGAGAUAUUAAUUCUAAUAAACUGCCACAUUUGGAAGUUUAAGAGAAGUAGCAUUCAGUUGAUAAUGUUUCUAUUCCUGUAUUCAUUUAUGCCAUUAAUGGUAGCCAUUUUUCAUGUCGGUAUAAGCAUGCUGAAAUGUAAAUUAGGUUUUUUCAAAAUAAAACUUGAACCUA
Saccoglossus kowalevskii is the source of this 1457-nucleotide messenger RNA. Its product is annotated as small ribosomal subunit protein uS14m-like. Gene Ontology annotation, molecular function: structural constituent of ribosome. Gene Ontology annotation, biological process: translation. Gene Ontology annotation, cellular component: ribosome; mitochondrial small ribosomal subunit. Lineage: Eukaryota; Metazoa; Hemichordata; Enteropneusta; Harrimaniidae. The record is from RefSeq and is a predicted model, not a curated record.